CUGCUGGCACAUAGAACAUUGCCGGUCAUGAGUUCAAAAUGGCUGUAGACAUGUUGCUAUACACAACUGCGGGCAAGUUGGUGAGGUCAAUGCAGCAGUCAAUAUCCCUCUCAAAAAUGGGUUAUAGAACUGUGCAUACAGUCACUUGUUAAAAUCAUCCCUCAGAGCUGCCUGUGGAUUUCUUUGAUAUAAUCAACAGCUCAAAGUUUUAUUUUUUAUUAUGGAAGAUUUUCAAAAGGGUUUGCCCUCUUCAGACUCCCAUUUUUAUGAAUUGUCAAUGGAUAAAUGGUUGAUAGCUGAGCAAAGGGUCCAAGAAAUUUUAUGGGCUGUUCAACCAAGUGUAGCUUCUGAAUGGAAACGGAGGGAUCUUAUUGAUUACAUUCAGAGGGUUGUCAAAGGUUCUUUUGGAACCGAGGUCUUGUCCUUUGGUUCAGUCCCUCUCAAGACGUACAUCCCAGAUGGAGAUAUCGAUCUGACUAUCCUCUGCCCCCGAAACAGGGAGGAGGACUUGGCUAGAGCUGUGUGCAGUCUCCUCCAAGAUCAACCAAAGGAACUUGGGUUCCUUUUUAGAGAAGUUCGUUAUAUUCCUGCAAAGGUGAAGCUUGUAAAGUGCGUAGUUAAUAACAUUGUGAUUGACAUAUCAUUUAAUCAGGUGUCCGGGCUGAGCACACUCUGCUUCCUGGAGCAGGUGGACCAGUUUAUUGGAAGAGACCACCUGUUUAAAAAGAGUAUAAUCUUGAUCAAAGCUUGGUGUUAUUAUGAGAGCCGAACCCUUGGUGCACCCGCUGGCUUGAUUUCAACAUAUGCACUAGAAACGCUAGUUCUGUGUAUCAUUAAUCUCUUUCAUUUAUCACUCCAUGGACCUCUACAGGUUCUUCAUAAAUUUUUGGAAUACUACAGCCAAUUUGAUUGGCAAAAUUAUUGUAUAAGUAUAAAUGGUCCAGUUUCCUUAUCAUCCGUGCUUAAACUCAGAGAGACAACUGAAAGUGAGGGGAAGAACUUACUGCUCACUAAGGAAUUUGUGAAGAACUGUAGAGUAGCAUUUUCUGAAAGAAGAAAAAAGAGUGAAGCUAGACUGCAAGAAUUCCCAAUUAAGUACCGCAAUGUAGUGGAUCCUCUCAAAGACAACAACAAUUUAGGCCGCAGUGUUAAUUCAGGAAACUGCAAGCGCAUUCAAUCUGCUUUUGCAUAUGGGGAAAAUCAGCUUAGAACAAUUCUAGCACUACCGGGUGAAAGCAUUGGCCAUGAACUCCAAAGAGAAUUUUUUAACGCCACUGUAGAUAGGAACGGGAGGGGAGAAAGACCAGAUUUGCAAACUCCUGUCCCUGCAUUUGGUAGUGGUAGAUCUGUACCAUCGAAUCUCAAUGGGGACUAUGAUCAUCAUUAUGGGGGGAUAUUGUAUGCGCAGGUGCUUCAUGAACAAAGCUUGCAUCUUUCGUCCCAACCAUGUCCCAGGCCUUCUCAGGUAGAGAAUAACACCACAUGGAAUGCCAGGCCUUGGUCCAUGGAGCAACAUAGCUGGAAUGUUUUUAAUCGAAUGCCAGUGAAUGCAUAUGGAUAUUCUUUCUAUCAUUGUGCUUCACAACCGACUGCUGAUAUGAGGACAUUUGCAGGAACUGGCACAUACAUACCUGAUGCGAGACCUCAUUACAGAGGAGAGCAUUUAAUGGUGAGGGAAAGGCCCGAGUCUAGAACUCAUCUGGUGACGAUAGAACCAGCUCAAAAGGAUAAGCGGGUUGUCACAGGAAUAAACACUGGUGUACAUGUAAGCAGCUUUGGUCCUUCAGUUGAGGAAUUUCCCCAUCUUCCAGGCAUGCAAGUGCCCCCACCCUCAGCAUCUCUUCAAUCCCAGGUGCCCGCUCACACCAGUGAGGAUCAUAACCUUGGGGUUCUGGGGCCUGCGCCAGUGCCAUUGGGAAUGCAUUCACUUGAAACAAGGGCAGAUUCUCACAGUUCACUUACUCAUGACUUCAGACCGAGGGUCCCUGAAACGGGAAUGCCAAAUCAACAAGUACGUUCUAACAUUGAUGAGAUCGAUAGAGAGCAGUUCCAGUUGCACAGUAAAGAUUUUCCACCUUUGCCUAAGAAAACAAAUAUCAUCGAUGAGAUCAAUGAAGAGCAGUUCCAGUUGGACAAUAAAGAUUUUCCACCUUUGGGUACCAAAACAAAUCUCUGAUACUUCAGUUACGUUCUGGGACUUUAAGUGGAGUUUUUGAUCGACACCUUUGGACCGUGAAGAGACCAGUGCAUGGAUGGAGGGCAUUCAGGAAUUAUUACCUACCCUCCGGUGGGGAUGAGGUUUCUAUAAGAAGCAAAUUUUACAAAAGAAAAAACGUCUAUAAUUGAUUGUGACAGUGAAGUUAGGUAAGAUAAUUAUGAGAUAAUUGUUGGAUGAUUAUGCAGAAAAAAUUUCCCAACUUCUAUAAAUAUUUCUUUCUUUUUGGUAAAUCCUCAG
Molecule: messenger RNA, 2455 nt
Organism: Argentina anserina (silverweed cinquefoil)
Lineage: Eukaryota; Viridiplantae; Streptophyta; Magnoliopsida; Rosales; Rosaceae
Exons: 9
Coding region: 221-2176 (651 amino acids)
Source: RefSeq, a predicted model, not a curated record